AUGUUGCAUCAAGAAAAUAGUGAGGUUUAUGUGAGGCACCACUCUGAGCAGCUUGCAUGUGGCAAUCUGAGGGGAACCGAUGAUGGGCGCUCAAACUUCCUUCCUGGGAAAUACCAUAUUGCAACAGUUGGGCCUAAUUUUGGAAUUUCAGAAUGGAAUACCACAGCUUGUCUAGUUAAUACUACCAGUGCUGUUAAAGAAGUGACAGUCGAUCAUUAUAAGAGACCUGCCUCUAGUGGUUUCCCAGACAUGUUGGACUGCAAACGGAUGAAGCAGGAAGAGCAAACUGUAUCUGAGAAAGAUAAUGCAGCAGAUGCUGACAUAAAUGUUCCAGAGUAUGGAUCAUACAAGACAUGGGAGAGAAUCUCCGAUCCACCAGCGUACGGUAGUGAGGAAAGUGAGGAUGAAGGUGUAGAUCCACCCGUUAAUUUUUCACUAGCCCAAACUUAUGUUGAAGAUUACCUGCGAUCUGCAAGUUAUUAUCAAAGGGAAGACAUUUACUCGUCUGUUAGCCUUUGCCCUACAAGGAAAACUGUUCCAAUUGGGCCAAAUUAUCAGGCUGAGUUGCCAGAGUGUGCAUCUGGUAAUUGUAGGAGCUCAGUUGAUGGUAAUGCUGAUGUGUCAUCAUCUUCUCACAUAUGUGAUAUAAAGGAAGCCGGGAGUGACAAGUGGAUUAGGAACUCUGUUAUUCCAAUGCCUGGUUCUGUUGAGUUAUCUUCAGUGCUGAAACCUGUUUGCUGUAAGACAGAUUGCAGUUGUGUUGAUGAAGGUUCGAUUGCGUGCGUGAGGAAGCAUGUGAAGGAAGCAAGAGAAAGACUAAUGAGUGCCCUUGAUCUGAACACCUUCAAAGAGUUAGGAUUCUUUGACAUGGGAGAGGAGGUGGCCUUGAAAUGGACUGAAGAUGAAGAGCAUUUGUUCCAGGAUGUGGUAUCAUUAAACCCUGCCUCUCUUGGAAGGAACUUCUGGGAUGAACUUCUGCUUGCCUUCCCAUUGAAGACUAACAAAGAGUUAGUGAGCUACUAUUUCAAUGUCUACAUGUUGAGGAAGAGGGCUGAGCAGAAUAGGUUUGAUCCAAUGAAUGUUGACAGUGAUAAUGAUGAAUGGGAGGGAAGAGAUGAUGAUGAAUUUGCUGUGACAGAAAGGGCUGGUGAGGAUUUGCUGCUCGAGUCUCUUACUGAUCAAGAUGAUGGUGCAUGCAAUCAAGUUCCCCUCCAAGGAAAUAUGCAUGAAGAGUCUGGUGAGGAGGAUGAGUUUGACUGUUCUAGUGGUGACAGGCAAGAAAAUUGCUGCAUGGAGGGGAAUGUCAUGGUGUCCCUUGUGGACGUUAACCAGGGGGCAACCAUUUUUGACGCAGAUGCUCAAGACGACUCGUGCACAUCAUUUGAGGCUCCGCAUGUUUGUACCACGGAUGGCACACCCACUGAUAUUGCUGGAGACCACUACCGGGAUGUUGGCUUUGGUAGCGUUGCAGAUCAUGGAUACUUUGGUGGCCAUUGCGACCCGAAAACAUGGGAUAUUGGUUUCAGUAGCGUUUGGGAGAAAGACGAAUUUCUUUCGACAAACAAUGUGAUAGAAGAGGUGUUUGGAAAGGAUUCUUGUGAAAAUGGAAAUGACUCUUCUACUGCCCAGGGCAUCAUGUAA
Triticum turgidum subsp. durum (durum wheat) is the source of this 1641-nucleotide messenger RNA. Lineage: Eukaryota; Viridiplantae; Streptophyta; Magnoliopsida; Poales; Poaceae. The record is from the annotation of a GenBank genome assembly.